AUGAGGACCUCACUCUUCACCACCCUUACUGCAGUCCUCUCUGUCGCGGCAGCACUUCCAACCAAAACAACAUUGGUGAAGCGGCAGAAGGCGGAUAAGUUCUUGUUGAAGCCUGCACCGGAUGCUCCUGUGGAACUCCAGGGUCUUGGGGUAAUCCAGUGGGACGGCAUGGUUGGCCAAGACAUAGUGAAUUCCUCCGGAAAGAUGGGAUGGUUCCCGGGAAACACGACUGCUAAAGACGCUCAAGUCUUCAUCCAGUACAACUCGGAUGAUGGUAUAGCCUUCUAUGCUAGGAAUACAGCUAUGCAAGUAUACCUAAAUCCUACUUGGACAAACCCGGCCUACCAAGCGAAGAUUGGAAACCCCAAUUUCGAAGCCAAACCAGAGUGGACUCUACAGAACAACUUCACAAUUGAUACCGAGACUGUUGGUGACGCCUCUAUUGAGUAUUUCGGAUACCUACAUCAGUACAAGGACAAAUGGCUUGCAUGCAAUGACAAUGGAAUCUACACUAUUUACUUUGGUGGAGAAAACCCGGACAAUUGUUUGCCAUUUAACAUAGAGACAGAGCACUUUGUGUAG
Molecule: messenger RNA, 582 nt
Organism: Morchella importuna
Lineage: Eukaryota; Fungi; Ascomycota; Pezizomycetes; Pezizales; Morchellaceae
Exons: 3
Coding region: 1-582 (193 amino acids)
Source: RefSeq, a predicted model, not a curated record